AUGCCGAACUGUCCGGUCCACGGUCCACAAUUUAUCCCUCCUACAUUGGCUCAUCACCAGCUGCGGAUGCAAGGUAGGCGUCGGUUUCUGUUCCCACACACCACACUCAUCAAACGUCGUAUUUGUAGAUGUGAUCUUGAUGCUAUUCGAAAAAUGUUCGAGGACAGUAACGGCUUGUUACGUUUCGGUCACGAGCGAAUCAAAGCGGGAAAAGAGGAUUUCGAUUGCGAGAAAGUGUUGGCUUACGGGAAUUGCAGUGAAGUGAGAAAAAUGCGCCAUCGAAAGCGACGGGAACUGGUCAUGGCAGUGAAAGUAAUGUAUCUGUCCUCCAAUAGCGAAGAGGAGAAUAAGCUGAUUUUUUCCGAUCUGAAUGUCGUCACACAAAUUAAUCAGUAUCCAUUCAUUGUGAACUGUUACGGGAUCCUAUUCACCGGGGUAGAGUUUUGGAUAUGCAUGGAACUAAUGCCCACUUGUCUGGGUCAGUUGUUACGCGAUUUGUCGGAACCGUUUCCGGAACAUGUGAUUGGCAAAGUCGUGGUCUCCAUUGUUUUGGCCUUAGAUUAUCUGAAACAGAAGUACAAUGUGAUACACCGAGACGUGAAGCCAACGAACAUGUUGCUGGGUUAUCAGGGUGAAGUGAAAUUGUGCGAUUUCGGAAUCAGUGGUAAAUUGCAAGAUUCCAUCACUCGGUCCGCCUCGCUCGGCUGUAUUCGGUACAUGUCACCGGAGCGGUUAAAAAAACAGGACUACGAUGUGCGUUCCGAUGUUUGGUCUUUGGGUGUCUCAAUUUUGGAAUUGGCCACCGGAUCGUUUCCCUAUGAGGACGCCAAAACCGAGUUCGCAUUGAUGACGAAGAUCAUGGAAGAGGAGGCACCCACACUACCCGCAGAGUGCUCGGCUUCACCGGAAUUUCGCCUGUUUGUGGGGAAAUGGUGGGUUUUUCUGUUUGUAGUAUGUGUUUGA
This is a messenger RNA of Echinostoma caproni, 963 nucleotides long. NCBI's taxonomy places the organism in Eukaryota, Metazoa, Platyhelminthes, Trematoda, Plagiorchiida, Echinostomatidae. The record is from the annotation of a GenBank genome assembly.